GCUCUCUAACUCUCCAUGGGCCGCAGACACAUGAUGCAUGUGUGGAACGAAGGACGAGAUCUAUCCUUUACUCCAGAUGGUUACCAGGCCAACCCCAGAUUGGUUGUCAUUGUGUUGAACAGUGAAAGAAAUUGGGAGAAGAUGGGCCGCUGGGAGAACGGGACGCUGUCGCUCAUGUUCCCAGUGUGGCCGAGGUAUAACGCCCAUGGGGAUGAAGAUGCUGAUGAGAACCACCUCUCCAUAGUUACUCUGGAGGAGAAGCCUUUUGUCGUUGUGGAUAAUGUAGACAUCCUCACCGGCACCUGCAACAGGAACUCUGUGCCCUGUCGUAAACAUGUCAAGCUAAACAGCACAUCAGGAGGUGCCUAUAUCAAACAGUGCUGCAAAGGUUUCUGCAUCGACAUUCUGAAGAAGAUUGCCAGGAACGUCAAGUUUACCUACGAUCUUUAUCUGGUUACCAACGGAAAACAUGGAAAGAAGAUCAACAAUGUGUGGAAUGGCAUGGUUGGAGAGGUGGUGUAUAAGAAGGCCAUCAUGGCUGUGGGAUCACUGACCAUCAACGAGGAAAGAUCAGAGGUCAUCGACUUCUCCGUGCCCUUUGUAGAGACUGGCAUCAGCGUCAUGGUGUCACGCAGCAAUGGGACCGUCUCACCCUCUGCCUUUCUUGAGCCCUUCAGUGCAUCAGUUUGGGUGAUGAUGUUUGUGAUGCUGCUGAUUGUCACAGCCAUUGCCGUCUUCCUCUUUGAAUUUGUCAGUCCACUGGGCUUCAACCGCAACCUGGCCCAAGGCAAAGACCCACAUGGUCCAUCAUUCACCAUUGGAAAGGCCAUAUGGCUGCUGUGGGGUCUGGUUUUCAACAACUCUGUGCCUGUGCAGAACCCCAAAGGCACCACAAGUAAAUUCAUUGUGUCAGUGUGGGCCUUCUUUGCUGUCAUCUUCCUGGCCUCGUACACUGCCAACCUGGCUGCCUUUAUGAUCCAGGAAGAAUUUGUGGACCAAGUCACUGGACUGUCUGACAAAAAGUUCCAGAAGCCGCACUCCUACUCCCCGCCAUUUCGCUUUGGGACGGUUCCCAACGGAAGCACCGAGCGCAACAUUCGGAAGAACUACCCAGAUAUGCACCAGUACAUGACUAAGUACCACCAGACUGGUGUUGUGGAUGCAUUGGUCAGCCUCAAGACAGGAAAGCUGGACGCCUUCAUUUACGAUGCUGCAGUCUUGAACUACAUGGCAGGCAGAGACGACGGCUGUAAACUGGUCACCAUCGGCAGCGGAUACAUCUUUGCCACCACAGGUUAUGGGAUCGCACUUCAGAAGGGAUCGUAUUGGAAACGUUUAGUCGAUCUGGCUAUACUUAGCAUCAUAGGAGACGGUGAGAUGGAGGAGCUGGAGGCGCAGUGGCUGACCGGGAUCUGCCAUAAUGAAAAGAAUGAGGUGAUGUCCAGUCAGCUGGAUGUGGACAACAUGGCAGGAGUCUUCUACAUGCUGGCUACAGCCAUGGGCCUCUCCAUCCUCACCUUCAUCUCAGAGCAUCUUUUCUACUGGAGGCUGAGAUACUGCUUCACCGGUGUCUGCUCUGGCAGGCCGGGUAUGCUCUUCACUAUCAGCAGGGGUAUAUGGAGCUGUAUCCACGGCGUUCACAUCGACAUGAAGAAGAAGGCGCCUGAGCUGGACUUCAGUCCUCAAGCCAACAUGCUGCACUUGCUCAAAUCUGCCAAGUCCAUCGCAAUGUCAUCACCCAAACGCAACACUGUCCUCCUACAACCCAGCAUCCUAGACAUGAUGUCAGGCAAAGGUAACUCACUCCACAGUCUGCCUCAGAAGGGUCCUGGUCUCUAUAGCAACGCUGCGGGUCCACAGGCUUUCCUGUCAUUGUCCGGGCGACAUAAAAACCAUCUUAACAAUGCUGCACCAUUUCCCGGGCAACAAAAAGCCCCGACUCUCCAGACCAGCCCCAACAAGCCCCAGCUGUCAAUCACCGAUGAUAACGACAAGAACCGCCUGGCCGGGCCUGCUAUCACUGCAUCAAAGCCACGGGCCUUAUGGAAGAAAAGCGUGGAGACGCUGAAGACUCAACCGAGUGUGGUGUCUCCUGGAGGCCCAAGCCCCACCUCAGCCUCAGGGACUGGGCCUCCACAGAUGAAGAGCCAGCGCUACCUGCCGGAAGAGCCGCAACACUCAGACAUGUCAGAGUGUUCUAGUCGACCUCCAUCGCACAAAGAUUCUGACUCUAUGGCUGCGAGGGGCGGAUUUAAACCAAUCAAUCAGCUGAGGAAGCGGGGCGGCGGUGGAGGUGGAGGUGAAGGAGGAGGAGGCGGUCGAGGAUCUAAGAUCUAUUCCAUUGACUCUGACCAGGCCAGCCUCCAAUCUGCUCCUCCCUACCAGAGAGACAGCCAGGGGGGAGGUGAUGACCACAGUUACCCCCCUGACCUCUUUCCACCUGACAGCACUUACUCACACUCACACCAGUCAGACGCACCAAUUAUGCAGCUGAGCGCCAGCCUCCUGCACCACAGUCACAGUGCCGAGGCUGACCUGCACUCCCUUAAGGACAAGAAAUACAGCACCUACACACACAGCAAUGUAAAGGACAAAUCUGCAGGAUCAUUUGAAGCUCCUGGUUCUGGCUCGGCCAUCCAAGGCGCCAGGCCUGGUCACUGUCGUACCUGCCUGACCAAGCUCAGCGGUUACUCUGGCCUCUACACUGUUCGAUCUCCUCAAGCGCGCUGUGACGCCUGUACCCACCUGGGGAAUCUGUAUGACAUCAGUGAAGACCACCUGCACUCACAUUACGCCCACACUCACCCACACAGUGGUGACAUGUUUACUCACUACCUUCCACAGAGCGAGCUUGGCCUAGUGGGCGAGGGCGACGGGCUUGUAAGCCACUUUGAGCCCACCCCAUCUUCGCCGUCUCCUCUGCCCGCUUCCCCAUCAGCCCAACACCUCCAGCUGAGUCGGCAGCACUCCUACGAGAAUGUGCUUCCAGACGGCAUUCCGGAGCGUCAGUCACAGCCUCACCCCCACAUGAGAGGACUCAGCCUUCCUGACAGGGACCGGGACAGGGAGCUGACCCUGGAUGAUGGGGCUUAUGCCAACGUCCUCACAAUGCGCUCUGACCGCCCAUACAGCAGCCGCAGCCCGCCCUCUCCGUCCCCAUCCCACCACCACAGCCUGGACAUCCCGAUGCCUAUGCCGCGGCGCUCAAAGAGCCUUCUGCCGGAUCGCCCAUCACACAAUCCCUUCCUGCAUUCAGCCCCGGGCACAGCACAACGAGACAACACCUCCCAGGCUGCCGCCCGCAUGCCGCAGAAAACUUCCUCCCACGAGCUCUACAAGCAGAGGAUGCAGCUGUCCCUCACCCUCGGCAACCACGGCAGCCAUCAUGUCAACCAGCAUGGUGGUCAUGUUGACCAACAGGUGUUUUACCCUCUGCAGGACCCUCCUGUGGUGGCCUAUAUGGUUCCACCCGCUGCCUCACAGCCAAUGAGCUAUGUGACAGCACCGCGAGCCUCGAGUGCAGGCGGCAAUCGGCCUCGGCUGUACCGCCGCAUGCCCAGCAUCGAGUCUGAUGUCUGAGAGUCACAAAUAACACAGCUUUACUCUCACCAAACACACAAGCAUGCAAGGAGAAGGUGUGCGUGACUGGACCUGGCAGCUCUGGUUCUAAGCACAUAUGAAGAUACACACACACGCAGACACACUCAUGGGUGAAAAACUGAGCUCAGCAGCGGACCAAAGGGAUUAACAGUGAAACAGAGUAAAUACAUUUCUUUAUGAAAAGCCUCUGUAGGGCAGUAAAGGGGCCACAGGGACACCUGGAGGCAAAGUUGCAAAACGAGUAGUGUGUGUGUGUCGGUGUGCGCACUAGCCGGAAGCUGUGGGCAGCAGGGUACAAACUGACAAUACUUCUAACUAGACAGAUGGAACUCCUUGUGGAAUAAGCAGGACACUGUUUGCAGAAUCUAACACCAACAGUGGGAUCUGACAAAAAAACAAGAAAAUGUUAGGAAGACGAGCAAACCCAUCCCAUCCUUUCUGAGUUAAAGGGUCACAGACAAUCCCCUUUUACCUGAGAUUGCACACAGACGUACACAUGCAUACACAUUUCACCCCAACAGUACCCAUCCACCCACCCCUUCCUCUCCAGGACUCUCCUGUUGCACUAUAAUUUCUCCUCCUGUUAACACGUUUGUUGUCUGAGCCUCUAAACUGCACUGCCAGCAUGGCUUACAGAGUAGUUCACUACCAAGUAAUCCUUGACUUGAAUCAAAAUUACUAUCUAUGUAAAAGACUGGAAGGCAGGCGGGAAGGUGUUCGGGAAACCAGUGUUAGAGUGACGCUCCUGCCUGCAGAUGUGCAAACACUCGAACACACACACACAAACUAAAAACAGAUUCUGCUUCUGUUUUUUACGGGAAAGCUCAAACUUACCGACUGUUUGUUAUUGUUGAUGUCAGUUAAUUGAACAUUCCAAAAGGUGGACCAAACUUGGCCACCAAAAGAAAAAAAAGAACCUCUCAGGAUGUUGGUGUGUGUUCCUGAGUUUCUAAAUCUAACAGACAAAGUGCAGCAUCCUUGCUUCCUCUCUUAGCUAGCCUUCAGGUCUUACUGCAUGCUUCCUACUGCCCUGUGUUACACUUAAACUCCUUAUACAGGGUCAUAUAUGCACAGGCACUCACACCCGCACAAACACAAGGUACAUGCACAUUAUGACAUAUACGCACAUGUGCAGAUUCGCAGUAGUCUAGUAGAAUAAGGUGGUUGUGUGCGUGUGUGAGUGUGUGUGUGUGAAGCUAUGAGAUAGCUUCUCUUUGUGCACUUUGUAGAUUUUAUAUCUCUGCCACCCACACAGACGUUUGACCAAAAAACACUUUUGUACGGAAUAAUAUGAAUAUUCUCAGUCACUUGCUGGAUAGAGGUUUUUCUUUUUCCUCAUUUCUUUUUAGCAGGUUUUAGGGUACGGUGUAGGGCAGAGCUCUUCCUGAAUCAAACGUUUUUAGCAUUAGACAAAGGGUUACAGUAUCAUGCAUACAACACACACAGCACAAACACUUUUCUCUUCCUUUGUCUACUUUAAUGGAGCUCAUCCCUCCUUUGAGUCUUUUUCCGCUUACCUAAUCGGAUGGUUUCUGUUUAUUCUCUCUAUUGCUUAUUGCUCUUCCCCUGCUCCCUGCCGUAGAGUAGAUAAAGUAUCAAAAGAGUAAAGUUCAGUCUUGGUGUUAAAAAAAAAUAAAUUUUUGAUGGAGAUCACUUAAUAUCAGUAGUUGUGAGAGAUCAUCAGAGUCCGCACUAUUUCUCAUAGGAUGCAGUGUCCUUUUCUGAUUCCUUCCUAUGUAAAACAUAAGGACUUGCAGACUUUUUAAUGUAUUCGUAGUGAACGUUUAGGCAGAGUGCAUCUUCAGGUGCAGGUUUUCAUCAUCAAAAUUAUCUUUAGAGUAGCUGGUAGAGUAUGGUACUGGAGUACUCCUAACCUGGAGUAACGCUGUCCUGCCUUUCAUCCCAGAGAGGUACUCGAAGAGACUUGUUUCAGAAACAGCACACAUACACACAAGCACACACUCGACAGGCCGGCAAUGUGCAUAUGAGUGUUUUAGAAAUCCAUAACCUACCAAGCAAGGGCAUUGAUUUUUCAGCACAAGGAUUUUGAUAGAAACAAGAAUUGAUGUCCUAUUAGCCGAGUGUCUGUCUCUAUUCUCUUUUUUGUUCUUCUACUCUCUCUCUCUCUCUCUCUCUCCCACGAACAGCCACACUCACUUCUAAACAAAACAUAUGUGACAAAUGCGACAGAACGCAGGACAGGUUAAUAAAAAAGGAGAAAGGAAAAUGCACCUUUGAAAGGUGAGUGCUGCCCCUAUUUUGGUAAUCUUAAUAGGUUUGUUUUGUGAGUUAUAUACACAAUAUCAGGUUGCAAUAUUAUACUUCUGUACAGAGAUUUUUUUUUGGUUUGUUUUAACUGUUUGCAAAUUCUUUCAUUUGUUUGAUUUAAAUGGUAUUAAAUAUUGAACUCAUUUGAAAUGCAACAUGACUUUUUAAAUUCUGCUUUGAAAAAUGAAAGGCAUGUUUUACAUUCUUCUGUCAUUUUAUUCUCCUACUCCUUCCUCUAAAGUGCUACAAGUUGGGACCUGACUGUACAGUCAUCACAAAUGGUUUAGCACAGUAGUUAACUAUGUGGGUCAGCUGACCAGUUUUCCAACUUACCCAGCUGAACUGUAUUCGAUGACUGCCCAGCUUGCGUGGUUCAAACAUCCCCAUUCCACCCACUGUGUUCUCUUCCACCACGUGUCUGUUCUUUUCCACCUCUGAGUGUGAGAGUAUGCGUGCGUGUGCGUGAGUGUGUGCUUCACUUUGUGAAGCCAUUUGUAUAAAAGAGAGGAUGUGUGUAUUAGAGGUUACUUGGGUGUAUGUGUCUGUGUUUUUGACAUAUUCUUUCUUUCAUCCUACACACAACAUUUGACCUGGCUUUUAUUAUUCAUGCAACACAAAUACAUAAACACACACGCACGCACACACACACACACACGCACACGCAGCCACACACACACACACACACGCACACACACACACACACGUCUCUAUUGUCAUGUUAAGAAAGCAUGUAGAAUAAGUUUUGUACAUCCAACACCAGAGACUUUUCUUUUUUUUUUCCAACCCUUUAAUUUUGAUUAUUUUGGGGUUUUGUUUUUGUUGCUGCAUGAUGUGUUUGUGUUUUCAGUGGUACCUAUUUUGCUGCAACAUCUGAUUUCUCCCUGGGUUUGGACUCUCGGGGCUACAUGCAACAACACACACACCUUCCACCCUGACUGACAUACUGUACCUUUCAGUUUCCGAGUUCCACACCUUGUAUUUUCUGCUUUGAUUGUGAGCAGCACAGCACCUGGGCGAGGAAUUCUUUGUAUGGAUUUCAGAACUAACUGAGAUCUUAGUUUCAAACUCAUUCUUCCUGCUCUGGGUGAAAGGAGUGUGUUGGUGUGUAGUCCUGUGAGUCUCUGCAGUGUAUCAAACCUGUGUAUAAGUUCAGGGGUUUCAAAGCUACUAGUUGUGUUGUAAAUACUACCUUAUCACUCAGUACCUCUGUACAAUCUGUAAAUAAGUAAAGGUUACAUUUUUCUA
Molecule: messenger RNA, 7113 nt
Organism: Poecilia reticulata (guppy)
Lineage: Eukaryota; Metazoa; Chordata; Actinopteri; Cyprinodontiformes; Poeciliidae
Source: RefSeq, a predicted model, not a curated record